CGGCGCCUCCCGGCGCCGCUCACAUCAGGCGCUGAGCGGACACCCCGGGCCGCCAGGAGGGGAACAUGAGACACUACCGGCUGUUAUCGUUUCUCCUUUGUGCCUGGAGCUGGGUUAGAGAGACUUCCCAAGACCAGCGUGUGGUGGAGCUGGCUGGUGGGACGUUCCGCAUGGGCACGGAUGCUUCCGACGCCCGGGACGGAGAGGCACCUGCUCGAGGAGUGACCGUGAAGCCAUUUGCCAUUGAUGUGCAUCCCGUCACUAACGCUGAGUUCAGAGAGUUUGUCAGAUCCCAGAAAUACAAGACUGAGGCAGAAUCCUUCGGCUGGAGUUUUGUUUUUGAAGACUUUGUCUCGGCGGAACUGAGAAUGAAAGUGACACAGAAAAUCGAGUCUGCUCCCUGGUGGCUGCCCGUGGAGAAGACGUUCUGGCGACAGCCAGCAGGUCCCGGCUCGGGGAUUAAGGAGCGUCUGGACUGGCCGGUGGUGCAGGUGAGCUGGGCAGAUGCGCUAGCCUGUUGUGCCUGGCUGGGGAAGCGACUACCCACGGAGCCUGAGUGGGAGUUUGCUGCUCGAGGAGGCCUGGACGGCAGGACGUACCCCUGGGGCAACAAGUUCCAGCCAAAUCGUACAAAUCUCUGGCAGGGAAAAUUCCCAGAACGGGACACGGCAACUGAUGGGCAUCACGGAGUUUCCCCUGUACGGGCCUUCCCACCUCAGAACAGUUACGGUAUGUACGACAUGCUGGGAAACGUAUGGGAGUGGACGAGCACUGAAUACCUGGCUCCGGGCUCCCCCGCGAGAGCCAAUGGCCCGAGUCUGCGAGUCCUGCGCGGAGCGUCCUGGCUGGACACGGCCGAUGGGUCUGCUAAUCACAGAGCCCGUGUCACCAGCAGAAUGGGGAACACCCCAGACUCGGCUUCAGAUAACCUGGGCUUUCGCUGUGCCACGAGCAAGGUGUCCGCUCAGCAAAAACACCCAGUGGGAAAGAGAGCAGAACUGUGAGCCAUCCAGAGGGAGGAGUGAGGAUCUGGAUGUGACUGCACAGGGAGGAACUUCUCCUACGGAGAGAUUUAAACCUUUUAAUUUUGUAAUUUUACAGACAGAAAUGAAAUAAAACUGAAAAGUCA
This is a messenger RNA of Callorhinchus milii (elephant shark), 1129 nucleotides long. RefSeq names its product sulfatase modifying factor 2 (gene sumf2). The record is from RefSeq and is a predicted model, not a curated record. Lineage: Eukaryota; Metazoa; Chordata; Chondrichthyes; Chimaeriformes; Callorhinchidae. The transcript has 10 exons. Gene Ontology annotation, cellular component: endoplasmic reticulum. Bases 66 to 1004 code for a protein of 312 amino acids.